GUCUCAUUAUUAUUCAGGCCAAGGCAGGCACGCGCGCCACCAGCUGGUGUAUCAUAGCUGCCUGUAAGACACCCAAUCGACACGCAUUGCUCGUCCAGUGCACUGCUCGUCGAGCGCCGCAGGAAUUGAAUUGCUGCUACGCGUCGACGUGGAGAGCACUCCAAUUUAAGCGUAGAAAGAGCGCACACCUGCACGCCACCGACGCGCUGACCAUCAACGGCUCCUUUUCAAGAAGUCGUUGACAAUCAAAAACGAUGACCAGACCUCGCCUCGCGGUAUCAGCGGUCCUCGUGCUCGCGCCGCUCUGUGUUUCGUUCAACCCCGUGCAGAGGAUUCGCAAGGACUUCCUCGCGCUCACGGUACGGGCGAGUCCGCGGCAUUUGAUGCGACCGCGGACCGAGCAGGGGCGGCGGGAAUGCGCCGCUAUCUUAAAAUCAAUUAAAAACUCGACGGCCAGCGGCACCUUUGUGGUCGACGCCUUCGCCGCGGCGGCGACGCAGUACUCGAGCGACGCGGAGACGGCCGCGAGCGGCGGCCUGCUCGGGGAGAUGAUCCAACAAGGCGUGAUUCGCUCGAAGGCGCUGGAUCGAGCCUGCUUCACAGCGAACCUUGGCGAGGUCGAGGGGCCCGUCGAGAGCGAGUACGGCUGGCACCUCGUGCUCACGCCGGAGCGGAUCAACUGCAAAAAGGACAACGGCUACGUGCGCAUCGAGCCGAGGACCGACGGCAUCUCGACGCCGAAGUACGUGAAAGAAGACAAUUCCGAGCGCGCAAUGCAGGGCGAGGCGCUCGGCAAGACGGUCCAGACCGUCGCGUUCUGGGCGCUGUCGUGCGGCUUCAUCGCCGAGGGCGCGGCGCUCAUCGGCAACUCGCUCCCGUCCUAAGUUUCCUGUGUGUGUCCCAGCGACGGCGUGGGGGGAUGUGCAAAGAAACC
Molecule: messenger RNA, 934 nt
Organism: Pelagomonas calceolata
Lineage: Eukaryota; Pelagophyceae; Pelagomonadales; Pelagomonadaceae
Source: the annotation of a GenBank genome assembly